CUCCUCCAGCAUAGACGAUCUUUGAGUGAGGCAGUAGUAUCUGCGUGGAAGAACAGGAUCCUCUCCCACUGGGUGCUGUGACCUAGGUUUACUAACGUUACCCGACGACUCUUUUCUGCGUUUCUGCCUCUGAAAUAGUUUCCUUGUCGCGUUUUUAGGCAAUUCCACAUUACAACACACAGUUCUUUUAUGGUUCCGUUGCCACGACCUGUUUCUAAUCGUAGCCGCUGGCCUCGGGGGUUGAGCCGGCUAGCAGAGCGGUGACGGAGGGCAGACAGCCGGUCGGACGGACGGAGGGAGCGACGGGCACGUUAGCAAACGAGCUACUCAGCCGGGAUUACUGCCUGUAAUCAAAGAACAGCGCACCGCCUGCUGGCUCUUCUCUCACUGCGGCAAACAUGAAGAUCACCGUGGAUUUCGAGGAAUGUUUGAAGGACUCCCCGCGAUUCAGAGCUACCAUAGAGGAAGUGGAGGGGGAUGUGUGUGAGUUGGAAUCCAAGCUCGACAAAUUGGUGAAGUUGUGUAUUGGGAUGAUAGAUGCAGGAAAAGCCUACAAUGCAGCCAACAAGCAGUUUGUCAACGGGAUCCGGGAGCUAGCCCAGCAGUCCACCAAAGAUGAGGUCAUCGAGUCCAGUCUCACAAAAUUUGCCGAGAGCCUGCAGGAGAUGAUCAACUAUCACACGAUAUUAUUUGAUCAGGCCCAGAGAUCAAUCAAGACCCAGCUUCAAACAUUUGUCAAAGAUGACAUCCGUAAAUUCAAAGAAGCCAAGAAGCAUUUUGACAAAGUGAGUGAGGAGAAGGAGGGGGCCCUGAUCAAGAACGCCCAGGCUCCCCGCAACAAGCAGCAUGAGGUGGAGGAGGCCACCAACAUCCUCACUGCCACACGCAAGUGCUUCCGACACAUCGUCCUCGACUACGUUUUACAGAUCAAUGUGCUACAAUCAAAGAGAAGAUCGGAAAUCCUGAAAUCAAUGUUGUCCUUCAUGUACGCCCACCUGACGUUCUUCCAUCAAGGCUAUGACCUCUUCAGUGAACUACAACCUCUGAUGAAACAGCUUGGAGGACAGUUGGACCAGCUGGUGGUGGAUGCAGCCAAAGAGAAGAGGGACAUGGAGCAGAAACACUCCACCAUCCAGCAAAAGGACUUCUCGAAUGACGACACCAAGCUGGAGUACAAUGUGGAUGCAGACAACGGCAUCGCAAUGGAGGGUUAUCUGUUUAAGAGGGCCAGCAAUGCCUUUAAGACGUGGAAUAGGCGUUGGUUCUCCAUCCAGAACAAUCAGCUAGUUUACCAGAAGAAAUUUAAGGACAACCCUACAGUGGUGGUAGAAGACCUGAGGCUAUGUACCGUCAAACACUGUGAGGACAUAGAGCGUCGGUUCUGUUUCGAAGUGGUGUCGCCCACCAAGAGCUGUAUGUUGCAGGCAGACUCAGAGAAGCUGCGACAGGCCUGGAUCAAAGCCGUUCAGAACAGCAUCGCCACCGCCUUCCGCGACAAGGGAGACGAAGGCGAGAAGCUUGAUAGGAAGUCGUCCACGUCGACAGGGAGCCUUGAUUCUGGUGGGGAGCUGAAGGAGAAGCCAAUCAAAGGAGAGAGUGCCCUGCAGAAGGUCCUGGCCAUCCCAGGCAACACCUGCUGCUGCGACUGUGGCCAGCCAGACCCCCGCUGGGCCAGCAUCAAUCUGGGCAUCACCCUCUGUAUACAGUGCUCCGGUAUCCACAGGAGUCUGGGAGUGCAUUUCUCUAAGGUCCGGUCUUUGACUCUGGAUUCAUGGGAGCCAGAACUUCUAAAGGUGAUGUGUGAACUUGGAAACGGAGCGAUCAAUCAGAUCUAUGAGGCUCGGCGAGAGGAGCUGGGAUCCAGAAAACCACAACCAGGAGAUCCGAGACACGAGGUAGAGGCCUACAUCAAAGCCAAAUACGUGGACCGGCGGUUUGUACGCCGGCCUACAGAUGAGGAGCUUCGCAACAAAGUGGUUGCUCUGAGCAAACAGGAGAAGAGGCUGAGCAGCAGCUCUGAGCAUCUGCCCCCAAGGCCGCCACCCCCCACCCCAAAGCUCCGGCCCGGUCAGUCAGCUGUUGCCAGUGGCAUGGAGGCCCGCCGCGACUCUCUCUUCUGUCCUGACGAGCUUGACUCACUCUUCUCCUACUUUGACAACUCUGCCAAGCUCAGGAGCAUAAAAAGUGCAGACAGCGGCAUCCAGAACAGCGCUGAUGGGAGCAGGGAGAUGCUGGCCAACACCGCCUCCACUAACAGCCUGACAGAUGCAGACGCCGCAGAGUCUCCCCCCAUGCCAAUGCCUGCAACGCUGCCUCCUGCGUCUCCAUGUAAGGAGAUUGUUUUCUACGAGCCUAAGGAGUACAGCUCGGGCCUGCAGCUCUACUGGGCUGCAUGCGCCCGCAGCCUGCCGGACAUGGCGGAGGCCCUGGCCCACGGAGCCGAGGUCAACUGGGUCAACACGGAGGACGACAAGAAGACGCCGCUUAUCAUGGCGGUGCAGGGGGGUUCACUGGUCACCUGUGAGUUUCUGCUCCAAAACGCAGCCAAUGUGAACCAGCAGGACGCUCAGGGCCGAGGACCCCUCCACCACGCCACCAUGCUGGGACACACAGGGCAAGUGUGUUUAUUCUUAAAAAGAGGAGCAAAUCAAAAUGCUGCAGACAUUGAUGAGAAAACCCCCCUGACGAUAGCAGUGGAUGCAGCCAACGCAGACAUCGUCACACUGUUGCGAUUGGCCAAGAUGAAUGAAGAGAUGCGAGAGGCGGAGGGGCCCUACAGCCAGUCAGGAGAUGAAACCUACCAAGACAUUUUCCAGGAUUUCACCCACAUGGCCUCCAAUGACCCGGACAAGCUAAACCGCUACCAGCAGUAUGACCCCCAACGACCCUGAUGCCACAGAAUCACCGUCCGUUAGCUCUCGGAUACGUCUGCUCUCCCCAGGAGAGACGAAACGAUGUCUGGCACGACAUCGUCCACUUUCCAUCCAGCACCCUUCAGCAUUAAAGCUGGUCAGUGCAGCCGUAGCUGGACUCGUCACCAUAAUGGGACCAAAGCUCCUUUCUUCUUUAAAUAGUUGUCUUGCAGCUGUGGAAACAGCCCCACUUCCCCCAAGUUGAGGGGAACUCUGUGAACGGCAAACCUCACUUUGGUUUGUUUUGACUAGGACCUAUUAUUACAAUGAGUGAAUGGUACAGUGUUUGAAAGAAAUCAGAAUCACAAUUUAACUCGAUCUGUCGGUUAUUUUAAUCGUUUGUUUUAAUAUUUAAUAUUUGUUGUCUUUUAGAACUUUAUAAAAAAAAAAAUCUGUGCUGCAUCAGAGUUUUAAAGAAUGAAAUGCAUGACAGACGGUUUGAUACUUAAUCUUUCAAAAGGUUUUCAAUAGGAUUGUCUUAUGAUCAUAGGUAACUUUUUUUAUAUUGAAGUUUAUACACGACAAUAUGCUUUUACUUUUUUUGCACAAAUCCCUUUAUCUUAAAUCGCCACUGAUGUUUACCAGUUUUGAUGGUAAAGCUUUGACAUUUUAGACGAUAUACAGUGAUUCAUGAAAGUAAACAUGUUAUUGAUGCGUCUGCAAUGUUAAAUAGAUGAUUUCUUCUUUUUUUCUUUUUAAUUGCUGUUUUUUUUGUAAACACUUUUCUCUGAAUGAUUUAAAUUGUCCAUGUCGGUACUGCAGGACGUGUCAGUGAGGCAAUCAGCCCUUCAGUGUGCUGAUUAUACUUUCAGUCGUGUUGAGAUGAUUGUUAGUUUGUAGAUUCAGUCUCAUGCUGAUAUUUAAAAAGUUAAGAUUUAAAGUAAAAAAACUCCACAGUAAUAUGGACAUGUAACACCCUCCCAUCUGGUAAUGAAUGAGACGAAUGUGCUGCUCUUCAACUCGAUGCUGACAUGGAACGUGGACUCAAGAGCCAACACAUUAUUUAGACCUUUUUAAGUAAACUUCCCAGGAAAUAAAUUUGGAAAUUGCAGAUCUAUACAGUGUUACAUAAAUACAUACAUACAGUCUACUAAAUGUCCAGAGAGGUUUGGAAUUAUGACAUUCAGUCACUGACAUCUCAAGUCACAUUUUCACAAGUGUUUGAUUUAGUUGUGACAUCGGACGACUGCGCCGAAAUGUCCGGAAAUGAAUUCUACGAUUUUUGUUUUUGUAAAAAAAAAAGAUAUCUUCUUGUUGACAUUAACAGUAUAUAAUAACAUACAAUAUGCAGCGCAGAGGAACCCUUUGGCAAAUACAGCAUGGGAUACAAUUAUUGUACAUUUUGUACAGAUGAUUUUUAAUUCUCCAGCGAACUGAAGUAUAAAGGUAGUGGUACUUGAAUCAUUAUAUAAGCUUUUGUAUAUAUGCUGUUCUUUGUAUCUUUUGGUAAUUGUAGCCUAUUUUAUAUUGCUUGUCUGUAUACCGGUAUACAUGUACUGUAUAUUCCACCUGUAAUAUGUAAGAGCUUCAAUACAUAAGGACUGAGGAUUCAUCGCAGAAUGUUGAUUCUUUUUUUUUUAUUUGCUUUGUCUCGAAGAUAAUUUAAACAACUUUGUGUGACUUCAUUAAAGUCAUCACAGGAAUGUGUUUGUUGGUACAGAAGUGACGUUAACUCCGACCUGACAGAGCACCACACUGGUGCCAUAUUCCACCGGACGGUAUUUAACAUGCUUUGCUUGUUUUGUUCAAGCUGCUCGUCCUUUUACUGCUCUCGUGUGCUUAUUUCUUUUUCUUUUUUUUCAGUACUUUGGCAUUAAUUUGUUUUCAGAUGUUCAUUAAAAUCCUGAAGUAUGUAGUCACAUACUACAUUUAAGCUUCUGUUCAAAAAUGAUAACCAGGAAGGAAUAAAGAAAAUAAAUAGUCUUAAUACACACAAUGGUACAAAAGAAUUCAAGACAAAAAGGCUUCUACGAGUUUCUCCUCGUUUUCAAAAAAGCCCUUAAGAGUCCCUUGUCUUCUCGAAGCCUCUUAAUCAUUAAGGAGUUUUUCAAGAGCAAGGCGAAGCAGGAAUUCAUCAGCCAGCCUUUGUGCACUUGGUCUAUUAAAGGUAUUACACAAUU
This is a messenger RNA of Cyclopterus lumpus (lumpfish), 5032 nucleotides long. RefSeq names its product arf-GAP with coiled-coil, ANK repeat and PH domain-containing protein 2-like. The record is from RefSeq and is a predicted model, not a curated record. Gene Ontology annotation, molecular function: protein binding; GTPase activator activity. Bases 399 to 2891 code for a protein of 830 amino acids. Lineage: Eukaryota; Metazoa; Chordata; Actinopteri; Perciformes; Cyclopteridae. The transcript has 24 exons. Gene Ontology annotation, cellular component: cytoplasm.